CGCCACCAGGGAUGCAUCGCGGGCGCAGCGCAGCAGAAAAAUGGCUCCGACUCCGCGCGUCUUGUGGAUCUAUGCUUGUCUUUCCCUGCUUUUGCACGUCUUGUCGCCGGGCCAAGCCUUACGGAAUUACCCGGACAAUGAAGUCACGUUGCUGGACUCCAUGUCAGCCUUGGCCGACCUGGGCUGGGAGGCGUAUCCUAAUGAAGGGUGGGAGGAGAUCAGCGUGAUGGAUGAGCGCAACACCCCGAUGAGGACCUACCAGGUGUGCAACGUCAUGGAGGCCAACCAGAACAACUGGCUGCGGACGCGCCACAUCGGCCGGGAAGGAGCGCAGCGUGUCUACAUCGAGAUCAAGUUCACCCUGCGGGACUGCAACAGUCUGCCGGGGGUCCCCGGGACCUGCAAAGAGACAUUCAACAUGUACUACUACGAGUCCAACAACGCCAACUUGUGGUUCAUCAAGGAGAGCCAGUACGUGAAAAUCGACACCAUUGCUGCGGAUGAGAGCUUCACGCAGGUGGACGUCGGCGACCGUGUGAUGAAGCUCAACACAGAAGUUCGGGAUAUCAGCAACCUGAGUAAAAAAGGUUUCUACCUGGCCUUCCAGGACCUGGGCGCCUGUAUUGCUCUGGUCUCGGUCAGGGUCUUCUACAAAAAAUGCCCGGUCACCGUGCUUAACUUGGCCCAGUUCCCCGACACCAUAACUGGGGGGGACACGGCCCUGGUGGAGGUCCACGGUGCCUGCGUCAACGCUUCCGAGGAGUUUGAGGCUCCCAAGAUGUACUGCAGUGCAGACGGCGGCUGGCUGGUUCCCAUCGGGAGGUGCGUGUGCAAGCCGGGCUUCCAGGAGAACAAGGACUUCUGCCAACCUUGCAGACCAGGAACCUACAAGGCCUCGGCGAGCGACGCCUACUGCAGCAAGUGUCCUCUGCGCAGCUCCUCCCUGCAGGAACAGGCCACCCAGUGCGACUGCGAGAAAGGCUUCCACCGCGCCGACAGCGACCCGCGCUCCAUGGCCUGCACACGACCUCCGUCUGCUCCGGAGAACCCGAUCUCCGCCGUGAACGAGACCUGCGUCACCCUGGAGUGGUCGCCCCCCCGGGACGGCGGCGGACGCGGUGACAUCACCUACAGUCUGCACUGCAGGAAGUGCUCGGGCGAGGGCAAACAGUGCGUGCCGUGCGGCAGCAGCGUCCACUUUGUGCCUCGACAGUUCGGCCUCUCCUCGGCCGUGGUCGUCGUCACCGACCUUCAGCCCGACUCCAAUUACAGCUUCCUCAUCCAGAGCCAGAAUGGCGUGUCGGACUUAAGCCCCACCCCCAAAGGAACGGCGGUGAUCAACAUCACGACAUCACAGACAGUGAGCGUGGUGUUGAAGGAGAGGCGCAGCAAGGACAGCGUGACCUUGGCCUGGCAGGGUCCGCAGAGACCCAAAGGCGCCAUCGUGGAGUACGAGGUCAUCUACUACGAGAAGAACCAGCGGGAGCAGAACUACACCGUCUUGAAGACCCGCUCCAACAUGAUGACGGUGGACGGCCUCAAACCAGGCACCACCUACGUGUUCAGGGUGAGAGCCAAGACGGACGGCGGUUACGGCACCUACGGCGGGGAGAUCGAGCUGGAGACCAGCCAUGAAGACGUCUUUGCCGUCGGAGACCCCAACCAGUCCACCAUCGUGGCCGUGUCCAUCGCGGGGAGCAUCGUGCUGCUCAUCUUCCUGGUGGCGUGCUUCGUGGUCAGCGGAAGGCACUGUGGCUACAUCAAAGCCAAGCAGGACCCUGAUGAAGAGAAGAUGCAGUUCCAGCAUGGCCGAGUCAAGCUCCCCGGCAGCAGGAUCUACAUCCAUCCUCACACCUACGAAGACCCCAGCCAGGCCGUCAGGGACUUCGCCAAGGAGAUCGACGCCACUAAUAUACUCAUCGAGAGAGUCAUCGGCGCCGGGGAGUUCGGGGAGGUGUGCAGCGGGCGGCUCCGCGUGCAAGGCAAGCGCGAGAUCUACGUGGCCAUCAAGAGUCUGAAGGCGGGAUACUCCGACAAGCAGAGGCGGGACUUCCUGUCUGAGGCCUCCAUCAUGGGGCAGUUUGACCACCCCAACAUCAUCAGGCUGGAGGGCGUGGUCACCAAAUGUAAACCGGUGAUGAUCAUAACGGAGUUCAUGGAGAACGGAUCACUGGACACUUUCCUCAAGAAACACGACGGGCAGUUCACCGUCAUCCAGCUGGUGGGCAUGCUGCGCGGCAUCGCCUCGGGCAUGAAGUACCUGUCGGACAUGAGCUACGUCCACAGAGACCUCGCCGCGCGCAACAUCCUGGUCAACAGCAACCUGGUGUGUAAGGUGUCGGACUUUGGCCUCAGCCGGGUUCUGGAGGACGACCCCGAGGCUGCGUACACAACCAGGGGAGGAAAGAUUCCAAUCAGGUGGACGGCUCCGGAGGCCAUCGCCUACAGGAAGUUCACCUCCGCCAGCGACGUGUGGAGCUACGGCAUCGUCAUGUGGGAGGUCAUCUCCUACGGCGAGAGGCCCUACUGGGAGAUGUCCAACCAGGACGUGAUCAAAGCCAUAGACGAGGGCUACCGCCUCCCGGCGCCCAUGGACUGUCCGGUGGUGCUGCACCAGCUCAUGCUGGACUGCUGGGAGAAAGGACGCAGCGAGAGACCCAAGUUUGGCCAGAUCGUCACCAUCCUGGACAAGCUCAUCAGGAACCCUGCCAGCCUCCGAGAGCUGGCCAACAGCCCGGCGGGAGAGGAGCCCACCACUCCAGACUUCAGCGUGAGCACAGUGGACGAGUGGUUGGAAGCCAUCAAGAUGGGCCAAUAUAAGGAGAACUUUUCCAGUUCUGGAUACGUCAGCUUGGACUCCAUCCUCUACAUCAGUGUCAGUGAAUUGUCCAAAAUGGGCGUGACACUGGCCGGCCACCAGAAGAAGAUCUUGUCGGGCGUGCAGAGCCUGCAGACCCAGGGCACCCAGGUCCAAGUAUAACAGUCCAGGUCCGAGUAUAACAGUCCGCAUGCCGAGACCCGGCCAAGACAAAUGGACCAAUGGAUGCUCUGAGCUCGGACCCUCCCCGGGGGACAACAAGGACACCUGAAUCCUUCACGUUCUCGCACUGCUCUUCCCCCACCUUGACGGACAAACACCGGCUCCGAAGUCCCGGCAGCAAAACCACCAAAAGACGAUUGGAGGACUGACAAAAGCAUACCCAAAUCCCAUGACUGUCUGUGAGGUCUGAGGUCGGCCGUGUUGUCCUCUCGUUUCCCGAGUCCACCUUUGGGGAGGUACCUGUGUAGAUAUAUGUUCAUAGGGGCGGUGUCCCGCAGCCGGAGAGACGGACCUAAUGUUUGUAUUGCUCGGGAGGUUUCUGUGACGGUUUUCUACCUUCAGUAUCAGCGCUUUCUCAGUGAGACGCAGAAGGCCGAGCCGAGAGUUUGAAAGAAUGUUGGGGUGCGAGAGAACUGGACCUAAAGGUUUAUUGUGAAGGACACGGGCUUCUUCCUGAUGACACACUUCCAUCUUAGGAAAGUCAUUUUUCUUCCAUAACAGAAGCCUUUCCUCCUUAAAGAUAGCAAUAUUAUUUAGUAGGGGUGUAACGAUUGAUCAAUACUAGGGUUGUAUGGUAGUAGUAUGAAUCAAAAAUGGUACCAUACUCUGUUUGAAACGUACCAAUUCCCUGUAUUUAUUUUUUAACGGGCAUGACGGCGCGUUUUACGAGCAGAGGAGCAUGUUGGGCAGCGCACACACACAGAGUACUUACAAGCAGACACAGUGUGUAGACAGAAAAGGGAGAACGGACACUUUUUGGUGUAAAGAUAGUAAUAAAGGUGAAGUUAUAACACUGAAACACCCUCAUGAGGAGGUGCUUUAAGACAAAUAAAGUAUGUUUCUUGCAAGUAACUUUAUCACUGUAGGACGAGGAAUAGCUAAACAUGCUUCAUUUGAAGAAACUGAAGUAUUGAGUACCGUAUUUUCCGCACCAUAAGGCGCCCUGGGUUAAAAGCCGCGCCUUCAAUGAACGGCAUUUUUCAAAACUUUGUCCACCUAUAAGCCGCCCGGUGUUGUAAGCCGCAUCUAACUGCGCUAAAGGAAUGUCAAAAAAAACAGUCAGAUAGGUCAGUCAAACUUUAAUAAUAUGUUAAAAACCAGCGUUCUAACAACUCUGUUCACUCCCAAAAUAUACGCAAAUGUGCAAUCACAAACAUACGUAUAUCAACAUGGACGGAGCUGCGUGAAAAAAGCCACCCGGCCUCUUCGCGUAAACUUAAACUUACCUUAACCACUCGCUCAUCUUUUCUUCAUCCAUCCCUUCGAGUUAGCUUUUAUGAUGACGCCGGCUGGAAAGGUCUCUUUUGGCAAGGUCUUCCUUUUGAAUAUCACCAUGGGUGGAAGUUUCUGGCCAUUAGCAUGGCAAGCUAGAACCACAGUGAAGGAUGACUUCUCAUUCCCCUGUGGUGCGAAUAUUCACCGUACGUGCUCCCGUUGUAUCCACAGUGCGGUUCACAGGAAUAUCAGUUGCUGUGAAAUAGUAAUCCGUGUGCGGAUGGAGAGAUUGCGUCUUUUCAUGAACCGGAUCCCUGACGCUUAGUAGGAGCCAUUUUGUGGUCUUUACAGAUGUAAACACACAAAGGAAAUGAAACGUACGGUGAUAUCCGCGCGCUUUUUCUUCUUCUACGCGGGCGGGUGGUUGCUUACAGUAGAAGAAGAAGCGCUUCCUGUUCUAUGGGGGCGGGUGCUUACCUUGGCGGUUGCUUGCGUAGAAGAAGAAGCGCUUCCUGUUCUACCGGGAAAAAAGAUGGCGGCUGUUUACCGAAGUUGCGAGAUCGAAACUUUAUUAAAAUCCAUCCAUCCAUCCAUCCAUCCAUCCAUCCAUCCAUCUUCUUCCGCUUAUCCUAAGUCGGGUCGCGGGGGCAGCAGCCUAAGCAGGGAAGCCCAGACUUCCCUCUCCCCAGCCACUUCGUCCAGCUCCUCCCGGGGGAUCCCGAGGCGUUCCCAGGCCAGCCGGGAGACAUAGUCUUCCCAACGUGUCCUGGGUCUUCCUCGUGGCCUCCUACCGGUCGGACAUGCCCUAAACACCUCCUUAGGGAGGCGCUCGGGUGGCAUCCUGACC
Nerophis lumbriciformis (worm pipefish) is the source of this 5102-nucleotide messenger RNA. RefSeq names its product eph receptor A4b (gene epha4b). The record is from RefSeq and is a predicted model, not a curated record. Gene Ontology annotation, molecular function: transmembrane-ephrin receptor activity; ATP binding; protein binding. Lineage: Eukaryota; Metazoa; Chordata; Actinopteri; Syngnathiformes; Syngnathidae. Gene Ontology annotation, cellular component: dendrite; plasma membrane. Gene Ontology annotation, biological process: protein phosphorylation; axon guidance; ephrin receptor signaling pathway.